AUGACAGCUCCUGCAAGGGAUGCAUCGGCAACACAGUCAGACCAGGUAAGUGAUUACGAUGCAGCUGGAGAAAAACUUCGUUCUGAAAUAACUUCCGUCGGGGUGUCCACUUUCAGUCCCACGGUCCCGUUGAUCGGCGGUGAGGGUAGGGAUCCAAUCGAGCAAGACUCAAAUUCGGCUAAUCCAUGGGAGCCGGCACCGACAGUACGGGAUGAUCUGAGCUUCGAUUUUGAUCCAAUGCUUCUUUGGCCUUUGGCGGAGAAUGGUCUUGACUAUGCUGGGAAGCCGGCCUUCCAGAUGCAGCUAUCGGCUGUGAAUAUGUCCUUUGAUGGACAGCAUGAAUCAAAUCAAGAAUUACCCGACGCUCCAGGCAUGCUUUUGACGGCGAGUCAGUUUCAGAACCAGGAGCCAAAUCACCGGCGAAAUCGCCUAGCACUGGAGGAAAAACCUCAUCCCGAGCUUUCUGAGGCUGACCUUGACAUACUCGCAUCCGAGGAUUCCUUUAUGCGAGAUGUGUGA
Messenger RNA from Penicillium concentricum, 519 nucleotides. RefSeq lists its product as uncharacterized. Lineage: Eukaryota; Fungi; Ascomycota; Eurotiomycetes; Eurotiales; Aspergillaceae. The transcript has 2 exons. Bases 1 to 519 code for a protein of 172 amino acids. The record is from RefSeq and is a predicted model, not a curated record.